AUGAAAGAACAAUCUGCCAAGGCCAACAGUCAUCAUGUAACUGCUUUCGAUCGAUUCAAACACACCUUCAGUGUUCGAGAAACAAUUGACCAUAAUGAAGGAUUGCCGAGACAACAAUAUUGGAUUCUACCAGAUGAUCAUUGGUGUGACUGUGGUAAGUUUCAAGCAUUUCGUAUGCCUUACUCGCAUGUCAUAGCAGUAUGUGCAUAUGCGCACCGAGAUGCAUUGUCAUUACUUUCUCCAAUUUACAAGGCUGAGACAUUGCUCCAAGUAGACAGUGUGGCAUUUCUAGUGGUGGCAAAGGAGGAUUACUGGCCUGAGUAUGAUGGGGACGUAGUAUGGCAUAAUGACACGAUGCGACGAAAUAAAAAGGGUCGCCUCAACAGUACUCGCAUUUGA
Messenger RNA from Vicia villosa (hairy vetch), 399 nucleotides. RefSeq lists its product as uncharacterized. The transcript has a single exon. The record is from RefSeq and is a predicted model, not a curated record. NCBI's taxonomy places the organism in Eukaryota, Viridiplantae, Streptophyta, Magnoliopsida, Fabales, Fabaceae. Bases 1 to 399 code for a protein of 132 amino acids.